AUGUCAUCUUCAUCCCCAAAAUCCACCCCAAUCUUCUCUUUACCCGCCGAGCUCCACUUCCAAAUCCUCUCCUAUCUCCCCUUUACAUCCCACAUCUCCCUCUCUUCAACCCAUCCAUUCUUUAGUACUUUACUUCAAGAUCAAAUCCUUCGCUCCCGUCGGUAUUAUUCCGCCACAUACCCUGGAAUUCAUAUUUUACUAAAGGACUAUACCAUACGUCUCAUAAUCCGCAAUAAUGAUGUUAAAAAUGCAAAGGUUGAGGUGUUACAGUUACAGAAGACUAGACCUACAAUGAGGGGUUCUACGAAGUUGGUCGUAGUGGCUAGUUUAUACUUCUCUACACCCCACUCCCCUCCAUCAUCGUCACCACUAUCACCGUCUUCGUAUCGCAAGGAUUCGAGCUCAAACCCGAAGAAAGGGAGAAUAAAUAUGACUAGCAUUUUAGACGAUUACUGGUUAUGGACGCCCCUAAAGCGGAAUGCACCAGAGGUCCCACCUACAAACAUGGAUCUGAAAAAAUUAGUCGUUCUAUUAAAGAUAAAUACUCCAUCUAUCAUUCCUGCAAAAAAGGAUGAAGAUAAGAGAACAUACUGGAGUACCGAAUAUCCAUUCUGUAUCGCUCGACCCACAAACACCACCGGUUCACCAUCACCACCCGCUCCACCACCAAGAACUACAACUACAACUACAAACUCAAAACAUAAAAGACAGCUUUCAAAUCCAACGCCCUCUCCACCACUAGAACCGGCAACAUUAAAACAAAUUCUAACAUUCAUUUCAAAGAGAGUUAUAAAAGAAAAGGGACUGAAAAACGAAAAGAAAGUAAAGAUUACACUAAGAGUUUGUAAAUUGGGCGGCAGUGAAGGAUAUGUUGGAUUUACGGGUGAAGUCGACGUUGAAGGUGGUGGUAGUACCAGAGGGAAUUUUUUUACCCGGGAAGUCGAGGUCGAGGCUGAUUCUGACGCUGAGGGGGCAGCUGCUGAGAGAGAUGGUAGGCCUACGGCAGAGGCUGAGGCCCAAGCUAGUACUGUGCAGACCAGGGGAAGUACGAGUAGAUGGACGAGGUGGUUCGGGAGGUAA
Orbilia oligospora ATCC 24927 is the source of this 1080-nucleotide messenger RNA. RefSeq lists its product as uncharacterized. Gene Ontology annotation, molecular function: protein binding. The coding region runs from base 1 to 1080 and encodes 359 amino acids. The transcript has a single exon. Lineage: Eukaryota; Fungi; Ascomycota; Orbiliomycetes; Orbiliales; Orbiliaceae. The record is from RefSeq and is a predicted model, not a curated record.